GAUGACAACUGAGGUUUCGUUUGUGUCGUCCAUGUCACCACUGGGAAUACGUAUCGCCCAAAAAUGACUUCGCUGAGGAAAUUCCGCGAAAUUUUCAAAUGCACACGUUGUGCUGUGAUUGGCAUGAUACAUGUGCGAGCUUUACCAGGUGCACCUUUCAACAAAAUGAAAUGCAAGGAUAUAGUGGACGCAGCUUGUGAGGAAGCAGAAAUGUACAAGAAAUGCGGUGUUGAUGGUGUCCUUGUUGAAAACAUGUUCGACCUUCCCUAUAUCAAACCGGAUCAGGCUGGACCGGAAUUGACUGCCUUCAUGGCACGUGUCUGCACUGAAGUAAAAAGGAUACUCCCUUCUUUGCCCUGUGGUGUACAAAUACUUGCUGGAAAUAAUAAAAGUGCACUAGCUGUUGCAGCAGCCACAGGUUUCCAGUUCGUGCGUGCUGAAGGCUUCGUGUUUGGGCACGUGGCAGAUGAAGGUAUUAUGGAAUCCUGUGCAGGCGAGCUAUUACGCUACAGACGCAUUAUUGAUGCCGAGGACAUCCUUGUGUUUGCAGACAUAAAGAAAAAACACUGUUCACAUGCAAUCACAAGUGACGUCAGCAUCCUGGAAACAAUGAAAGCAGCUGAAUUCUUUCGGUGUGAUGGCAUCAUCUUGACUGGAGGUGCAACAGGCCUGCCACCCAGUGCCACUGAACUGCAAGAGGUGAAAGCUGAAGCAACAGUGCCCGUAUUGCUUGGAUCGGGAAUUACAGAGAACAACAUUCAAGACUUUUUUGCAGCAAAUGCAGUGAUCGUGGGAUCAUCAUUUAAACAUGGAAAUGUCUGGAGCAGUACACUGAAUCCCCUACAGGUAGAGGCAUUCGUGGCAAAGGUACACAUGCUACGUCAAACAUUAUCAUAGGCAUCUCAACUCUUACACAAAACAAAUAAUGACAGCUCUGUACUGGGAUGUGGCAUAAAUAAAAGUUUUAAUUUCUUUCUUCUU
Rhipicephalus sanguineus (brown dog tick) is the source of this 981-nucleotide messenger RNA. RefSeq lists its product as uncharacterized. The transcript is spliced from 6 exons. The record is from RefSeq and is a predicted model, not a curated record. Bases 64 to 897 code for a protein of 277 amino acids. NCBI's taxonomy places the organism in Eukaryota, Metazoa, Arthropoda, Arachnida, Ixodida, Ixodidae.